AUGAUUGCCAAGUCGAAAACUCGUGAGGGGCAUGUACAUGUUCUUCGAAAGUUCUUCGAACGACUCCGUAAGUACAAAAUGCGUCUCAAUCCGCAGAAGUGCACUUUUGGGGUCACGGCAGACAGGUGCCAAGCGGCUUUUCCGUCCAUUCAGAAAUACUUGCAGAACCCUCCGAUUCUCAUGCCGCCGACUCCUGGGAAGCCAUUGAUACUUUAUUUAUCUGUGAAUCCUUCAUCUAUGGGGUGUUUACUGGCUCAAAAAGGAGAUAAAGGUGUCAAGAAGGCCAUUUAUUACUUAAAAUUCGAUCUUGCGUACAUUACGAGAAAAUUUGUCAAGGGGCGAGCAGUUGAGGAAUUCUUAGCCGAUCAUCCUGUUGAUGGACCAGAAGACUCAGAUUUUGUAUUCCCGGAUGAGGAAGUACUAACGGUUGUCGAAGACGUGUGGACACUUUACUUCGACGGAGCAACCAACCAGAAGGGAUAUGGAAUCGGAGUGCUUUUGAUUACACCUGAUGGUUCUCACAUUCCGCUUGCGUUCAAACUCAACUUCGAUGUCACGAACAACCAAGCGGAGUAUGAGGUCUGUAUUGUUGGCAUGGAGGCAGCUCUUAUCCUCGGUGUGAAAAAACUCGAGGUCAUUGGUGAUUCCAACCUUGUCGUAUCUCAAGCCAACGAGGACAGGAAGGUUCAUGAAGUAAAGUUGAAGCUUUACCAUCAGGACUUGGAGGAUCUCAUCCCUCGUUUCUAUAAGGUUACUUUCACUCAUAUUCCCCGCUUAAAGAAUCAAUUCACCGAUGCCUUGGCAACUUUGGCUUCCAUGGUCGAACUUCCUUUGGGUGUCAAACUUCGCCCUAUUCUGAUCAAACAACGGGACUAUCCUGCCUAUCAUGGGAAGUAUCCGGCUGAAGCUUCUAAGAAGGAUCAACUUGCAUUACGAAGGAUAGCGGCCCAAUACAUCCUUUGUGGAGGAAAAUUAUACAAGAGAUCCCAUUGUGGGAUGCACAAGCUCUGUGUCAAUGGUUCUGAAGCCACAAGGAUUAUGGAGGAGGUUCAUGAGGGAGUCUGUGGUCCUCAUAUGAGCGGUGUCAUGCUUGCUAGGAAAAUCCUACGACAGGGCAUUGAUGUCAUUGGCAUGGUCAAAUCGUCUGCUUUGAAUGGUCACCGGUUCAUUUUGGUGGCGAUAGAUUACUUUACCAAGGUUCUGGAGUUGUUCGAAGAAUUCGGAAUCCAAGUCCAUCAUUCGACUGUUUAUCGCCCUCAAACAAAUGGAGCUGUUGAAGCAACAAAUAAGAAUAUUGAGACGAUUAUCAAAAAGUCUGCUGAAUCUGCCCGGGACUGGCAUGAGCAACUACCUCUAGCACUAUGGGGGUAUCGGACGUCAAUUCAUACAUCGACAAGAGCAACACCCUAUUCUUUGGUUUACGGGAUGGAUGCAGUACUCCCUAUUGAGCUUGAGGAGUCAGUUGUCAUUUUGUCUUCUUACGAUUUCCCUUCUUAG
This is a messenger RNA of Rhododendron vialii, 1497 nucleotides long. RefSeq lists its product as uncharacterized. The record is from RefSeq and is a predicted model, not a curated record. Gene Ontology annotation, molecular function: RNA-DNA hybrid ribonuclease activity; nucleic acid binding. Gene Ontology annotation, biological process: DNA integration. NCBI's taxonomy places the organism in Eukaryota, Viridiplantae, Streptophyta, Magnoliopsida, Ericales, Ericaceae. Bases 1 to 1497 code for a protein of 498 amino acids. The transcript is spliced from 7 exons.